UCUGCACCCCGCCCGAAGAGUGCGCUCGGCUCUGCCAAGGACGCAGGGCGCGUGACUCUGCGCGGGCUAGAGUAACCGCCUGCUGGGUGCAAACCCUUUGCGCCCGGACCCGUCUAACGACUAUAAAGAGGGCAGGCCGUCCUCUAAGCGUCACCACGACUUCAACAGCCUGACUACCUUCUCGUCGCUUACUCCGUAGUUCCAGCUUCACCAGAUCUCGGAAUGGACCCCAACUGCUCCUGCUCCACCGGCGGCUCCUGCACUUGCUCCAGCUCCUGCGCCUGCAAGAACUGCAAGUGCACCUCCUGCAAGAAGAGCUGCUGCUCCUGCUGUCCCGUGGGCUGCUCCAAAUGUGCCCAGGGCUGCAUCUGCAAAGGCGCCACGGACAAGUGCACGUGCUGUGCCUGAUGUGAGGAACAGCGCUGCCCUCCACGUGUAAAUAGUAUCAGACCAAGCCAGAGUCUUCCAUACAGUUCCACCCUGUAUACUAAACCCCCGUUUUCUACCGAGUAUGUGAAUAAUAAAAGCCUGUUUGAUUCUAA
Molecule: messenger RNA, 542 nt
Organism: Mus pahari (shrew mouse)
Lineage: Eukaryota; Metazoa; Chordata; Mammalia; Rodentia; Muridae
Product: metallothionein-1
Exons: 3
Coding region: 223-408 (61 amino acids)
Molecular function (GO): metal ion binding
Source: RefSeq, a predicted model, not a curated record